AUGGCUUUACCUAAUAAUGAAGCCAAAAGUGUCAUGGGAUUCUUGAAAAAGAACAUAUUUACUCGUUUUGGUACCCCAAGGGCAAUAAUCAGUGAUGGUGGUUCUCACUUUUGCAAUAAAGCCUUUACGGGAUUGAUGGAGAAGUAUGGAGUCAAGCAUAGGGUGGCAACCCGUAUCAUCCUCAGACAAGCGGACAGAACUGAUUGGGCCCAUAAGCUCGAUGAUGCUCUAUGGGCUUACCAGAUUGCCUUCAAGACUCCGAUUGGGACUUCACCAUUCAAGCUAGUUUUUGGGAGGGCAUGCCACCUACCAGUUGAACUUGAGCAUAAGGCCAUGUGGGCCUUGAAUAAAUUGAACAUGAAUUGGGAAGAAACGACCAAACUCAGGUUAUUUCAGCUUAACGAGAUGGAUGAGUUCCGCUAUCAGGCGUAUGAAAGUGUAGCGCUAUAUAAAGAGAGAAUGAAGCAGUAUUAUGACAAGAAAAUCCUGAAGCGGGAAUUCUACAAGGGUGAUCCCGUCUUAGUGUUUAAUUCUAGAUUGAAGCUACUUCCGGGCAAAUUAAAAUCACGGUGGUCAGGUCCCUUUGAAGUGGUAAGUGUCUCACCCCAUAGAGCUAUUGAAUUAAAGUUCGAAGACGAAACUCGGACAUUUAAGGUGAACGGGCAGAGGGUGAAGCACUACCAUGGUACGAUUGACGGAGAUAGAAUUGUGGACCGAUAUCGGUUGAAGCACCUUGGGACGAAUGCUGACUCGGAGAGUCCCAACCAAGAGUAA
Molecule: messenger RNA, 774 nt
Organism: Lycium ferocissimum
Lineage: Eukaryota; Viridiplantae; Streptophyta; Magnoliopsida; Solanales; Solanaceae
Exons: 2
Coding region: 1-774 (257 amino acids)
Molecular function (GO): nucleic acid binding
Source: RefSeq, a predicted model, not a curated record